Messenger RNA from Argentina anserina (silverweed cinquefoil), 1133 nucleotides. RefSeq names its product probable ribonuclease P/MRP protein subunit POP5. Gene Ontology annotation, biological process: tRNA 5'-leader removal. The transcript has 4 exons. Gene Ontology annotation, molecular function: ribonuclease P RNA binding; ribonuclease P activity. The record is from RefSeq and is a predicted model, not a curated record. Lineage: Eukaryota; Viridiplantae; Streptophyta; Magnoliopsida; Rosales; Rosaceae. Gene Ontology annotation, cellular component: multimeric ribonuclease P complex; ribonuclease MRP complex; nucleolus. Bases 129 to 593 code for a protein of 154 amino acids.
AACCCACUUUACCGACCCGAAGCUUUGCUAUCUUCCCUCUUUUUAGCUCAAUUAGGGUUUGAAAUCUCAGGUUAAGCUCAUAGCUGCUGUCACUCUCAGGCUCAAUUUCAGUUGUCAGGUAAAGAAUCAUGGUGGGAUUUAAGAAUAGGUAUAUGACAUUGGAGGUUAUCUUGGAUCCAAACAAAGAAAUUGCAAAGAAAGAUCCUGUUAUCAUUACCACAUAUAAUGUCACGAAAGCCAUCAAAGAUAGCAUUCUUGUGAACUUUGGGGAGUGUGGUCUGGCUUCUUCACUUGGAUCGUUACAAGUCAAGUAUGUCAAUAAAAUUACGAGGCUUUGUAUCAUAAGAUCUUCAAGGGAGGACCAUCAAAAAGUAUGGUCUGCAAUUACCAUGGUCAGGAGUAUCGCUGAUUGCCCGGUGAUUUUUACUAUGUUGGACUUAAGUGGAAGUAUCAGAGCUUGUAAAACAGCUGCCUUAAAGUGCGAUGAAUUAAAAUUUGAGCAGCACAAGCUUGUGGUUGGAUCCAAUCUUUCAGCUCAAGAUACUCAAGAAAUGCAGUCCAAUCUUGAAUUGAUCAAACGCUUGGAGCACUGAAAGGUUUACUGUAUAUUUGGUGACAUACAGUAUCAGAUGGCAAGUAUUCUGGCCUUCUUUUUCUUUUGCCUUUUUGCCCUUGGGUAAAUUGUCUGCUGGAAAAAGAAUUCACUCGUUGUAAACAUCUUGUAGGAAAUUGGUUACCUCACUAGCUCCUGGUUGUGGCACCAUUGGAUGGUUAAAAAAGCUUAGGCUCAGCGGUUAGAGUAUCGCUUUCAUACGGCGAGAAAUUUUUGGAAUUUACUUCCAAAUAGUUAUUUAAUCUUUGAAGAACAGAUGAGGAGGUAAAUUGCGUAGAGAAGAUAUUUGACCCGACUCUCUUCCAGAAUCCGGAUAGUAAUUUCGGAAUAUUUUCUUUCUGGGUUGUGUUAUUACCAAGUGGGGGAUAGUCGUGUACAAAGUGUAUUCCAUAUAAACUCAGUGGUUGACAUGCCAAGUAUCAACAUUCAAUUUGGCUAGCAACUAUUGACAAAGUCACAUAGAAAUCUUAUUUCUUGUUAAUCAAGCCAGGCUACUUGUUAAUAUCAGCUUUGUCCAACC